AUGGGCGGUAAAGUCUGGUCAGUCGACGAGGAGCGCGUCUUCUGGCGUGUCAUCGUGCCACAGUCCCAGAAGCGGAUUGGAAACGGACCCGCGCACGUCAAAAACUGGGAGCAACUCGCCCCGCUGAUGCAGUCCAUCAUGGGUAUCAAAGCCAAGCGCACCUACACUCAUCUCGGUCUAUUUGAGCACUUUUUCCAAAAUAUUGAGAAGAGUCGCGUCUCGCCCAACGCUGGGAUUUUUGUGCGCGAGUAUCAGAAUGCCGUCAAAAGGGCCAACAAGGCCAGGGAAGAGGAAAAGGCCCAGGAGACCGAGUUCGACUAUGACAGUGAUGAUGCGACGACCUUCGUCAACGAGAGCCAGGACGCCGAUAGCCAGGUCGAAAACGGCCUCGGUUACCACACUGACGAGACUACCGAGGUUGAGGAUCAUUUCGAGAAUGACUCCGAGGAGGAUGCAGUGAAUGGUGACAAGAAACCCCGGCUCUUCACUCGGUUCCCCGCCAAGGAUGGUCAUUCUCAAGAUUCCCCUUUUCCACACCAGAGUGGUCGCAUCCUCGAUGCUGGCAUGGGCCAUUACAACAAGUAUGUCCCCAGCAGUUCAGUUCAGGCUCCUUUGCCUGCUGAGCGCCUUACCUUCGAGGGUCAUCGAGUUCCCACAGCCAGUAUGAGCUCUUACGGUGACUUUUUCCCGCACAUGCCAAUCCAAGCGCUUCUGUCCGCCGAGCGUUCGACUCUUGAGGGCACCUAUCGCACCAACAGCCGAGCCCCCUCUGCCGACCUGGAGCCACACAGUGCAGUUCCUGGCAUGCCGAGCCGGCCGCCUGCUGAGCAAUCGCCUCUCCCAAAAGCGCCCUUGAAAGCUCCCAAGCGCAGAAGCAACCACCGAGCUCAUCCAUACGAGGGAGACAGACUCCAGCGGCGUGGCCGUGUUCAUUCUCAGAUUCCACAAGAGAGCACUAGUUACUAUGGGGUUCCGGACAACCACCAUUCUGUGCAGCACUACUAUACGCCGAUGGAGUUUGGUGACCAGGUUCCUUCUAUGACGCACCGGAACCAUGGCUACCAUAACGAGCACUUCCAGCCGUACCCCGAGAACCAUGGCCACUCCCAGUUCGCCCAGAGUCAUCCGAUGGGCUUAUACGAUCGAUCUCAUAGCCAUCCUCACGUCCCUCACCCUCAGGUGGACUAUGCGCCCCGACAGUUAAUGGCCAACCAAUUCUUUGAUGCUCAAGAUUGGCAUUUGCUUAACCGCAACUCUCCUUCCAUGGCAGCCAACUGUGAGAGCUAUGAGAGUCGUACCUCCUCGCCAGCUGGCUAUUACGGUCGUGAAUCUGGCCUGAUGGCGCCUAACCAUGGAAGUUCCGAGAGCCGCUCUAUGUCUAAUCACGGCUACGACUCAUCCGUCCCCGAGUACCCCCAGCGCCACUCAUUUUCUGCUUCGGGUAGUUGGCAGCCUGUUCGUUAUGGCCAUCGCCAGGGUAGACACGCGGGGAGUCAUUCGAACAGCCCCCAGAUCCUCGCGGAGGAGCAUGACGGACAGCUAGAGGCUGCGCUCGGCGAAGAGAUCAAGCCGUCCGAGACUCCCGCUCAUCACUGGGCCUAG
Molecule: messenger RNA, 1602 nt
Organism: Colletotrichum destructivum
Lineage: Eukaryota; Fungi; Ascomycota; Sordariomycetes; Glomerellales; Glomerellaceae
Exons: 2
Coding region: 1-1602 (533 amino acids)
Source: RefSeq, a predicted model, not a curated record